AUGGCGUCUCUUCGACACUCUGCUUCGGUCGCUUCGACCGUGUGCAGACAGAGCGCCAAGUCCCGUCUUACCCAGUCCGUGGCUUCCGUGCAGACAUCUAACCUGUCCAUAUUUACACGGCCUGCAUCUUCCUCUCUCCGCUCAUCUACCUCCAACUCCCUUUGUACCCAUCAGAAGCGCACGUUCCUGACGUACCUCAACCGCCAAGCUCAAGCGCUUAAAGAGCAACCUAUCUCCUCCUCAACCCCAUUCCCUCAGCAAACCACACGAGCCCCGGCACCUCUCCAACUCAACAACCUCCCCUACUUCAUCCGUCGUACCGGCUCCAACCAGCUGCCCGUCUACCUUGUCACAAAAGCCGGUGGCACAAAGCAGCUUACAAAGAUUCAAAAGACCGAGGGUGAUCUAGAUGCGUUGCGCGAGGACCUCGCACGGUCCCUGGGUGUUGACCUUCGGAGCUCAGAUGUGAGCAUUAACCGGCUGACUGGUCAUAUCAUUGUCAAGGGCUGGCGCAAAAACGAAAUCCUGAAGUUCUUGAAGGAGCGAAACUUCUAA
Molecule: messenger RNA, 555 nt
Organism: Penicillium longicatenatum
Lineage: Eukaryota; Fungi; Ascomycota; Eurotiomycetes; Eurotiales; Aspergillaceae
Product: mitochondrial 54S ribosomal protein mL49
Exons: 3
Coding region: 1-555 (184 amino acids)
Biological process (GO): translation
Cellular component (GO): ribosome; mitochondrial large ribosomal subunit
Molecular function (GO): structural constituent of ribosome
Source: RefSeq, a predicted model, not a curated record